Acipenser ruthenus (sterlet) is the source of this 7877-nucleotide messenger RNA. RefSeq names its product plexin A3-like. The record is from RefSeq and is a predicted model, not a curated record. Lineage: Eukaryota; Metazoa; Chordata; Actinopteri; Acipenseriformes; Acipenseridae. Gene Ontology annotation, cellular component: semaphorin receptor complex. Gene Ontology annotation, biological process: positive regulation of axonogenesis; regulation of GTPase activity; negative regulation of cell adhesion. Gene Ontology annotation, molecular function: semaphorin receptor activity; protein binding.
UUGGCGAGAAAGCUACUAUGGUUUCUUAUAAGGGGUGUCUGAUCAGCAGAAUGAAAUAACAGUUUUUCGCCGGGUGUUUUUCAUUUUUUCUUCUUGAUUGACUUGCUCUGGUUCUCUUUUUAAAAGCGAAACAAAAGUCCACUUUCAGUUUUCCAGGCUGUGGGAUAUAAUUUGGAACUUGGAAACAGAAAUGUUUGGCUGAACCCCGGACGAAACUAACAGCAGACGGGCAUAAAGCAAUUAAUUUUCACGUCUCCCUCCUUCCCUGCACCCCUCCGGACAGAAUGAAACCCCGGUGGCUCACCAUCGCUCUGGCCCUGCUGCACUUGAGGACGUCGUGGGGAGCCCCAUCGUCGCCCCCAACCGCGGGCUCUCCUCUCCCCCACUCGGGCACCUUCUUCCAGGUCUCGGAUACCAGCCUGAGCCACCUGGCAGUGCACAGUCAGACCGGGGAAGUGUAUCUGGGUGCCCUGAAUCGCAUCUACAAGCUCUCCGCCAACCUGACGGAACUGCGGCUUCACGUGACGGGCCCGGUACAGGACAACGCCAAGUGUUACCCUCCCCCCAACGUGCGGGCCUGCGCCCACAAACUGGCCCCUUCCGACAACGUCAACAAGCUGCUCCUGGUGGACUACGCCGGCGAACGCUUGGUGGCAUGCGGGAGCGUCUGGCAAGGCGUGUGCCAGUUCCUGAGACUGGAUGACCUUUUUAAGCUGGGGGAACCUCACCACCGGAAGGAGCACUACCUCUCUGGGGCAAGAGAGGCCGACGGGAUGGCCGGGGUCAUGGUGGCGGGAAGCAAAUCCGGGACCAAAAAGGGAGGUGGCAACUUGUUCGUCGGGGCGUCCAUCGACGGGAAAUCGGAAUACUUCCCGACGCUGUCGAGCCGGAAGCUGGUUGCGGAUGAGGAGAGCGUGGAGAUGUUCGGCUUGGUCUACCAGGACGAGUUCGUCUCCUCGCAGAUCAAGAUCCCUUCGGACACCCUCUCCCUCUACCCGGCUUUCGACAUCUACUAUGUCUACGGUUUCGCCAGCCGCGCUUACGUCUAUUUCUUGACCCUCCAGCUGGACACCCAGCUGACCCAACUAGACGCCGGGGGAGAGAAGUUCUUUACCUCCAAGAUCGUCCGGAUGUGCGCCAACGAUUCCGAGUUCUACUCCUACUUGGAGUUCCCGUUGGGCUGCACCAAGGACGGGGUGGAGUACCGGCUGGUUCAAGCCGCCUAUAAGCAGCGUCCCGGCAGGAAGCUAGCCCAAGCGCUGGGCCUGUCCGAGGACGAGGAUGUUCUGUUUGCCGUCUUCUCCCAGGGCCAGAAGAACCGGUCCAACCCUCCCAGAGAGUCUGUCCUCUGCCUCUUCACGCUGCGCGACGUCAACGAGGCCAUGAGGGACCGGAUCCAGUCCUGCUACCGAGGGGAAGGAAAGCUCUCCUUGCCCUGGCUUCUCAACAAGGAGCUGCCUUGCAUCAAUACACCGAUGCAAAUAGAUGAUAAUUUCUGCGGUCUGGUCUUGAACCAGCCUCUUGGGGGGCUCCGUGUGAUCGAGGGGACCCCACUUUUCGAGGACCGGAUGGACGGGAUGGCAGCCGUCGCUGCUUAUACCUACGGGGAGCAUUCGGUGGUGUUUGUGGGUACACGCAGCGGGUACCUCAAAAAGAUCCGAGUGGAUGGCAUUCCUCCUCCUUCCCAGAAUGCCCUGCUGUAUGAGACCGUGCCGGUUGCAGAGGGCAGUCCAAUACUGCGUGACAUGGUCUUCAGUCCAGACUAUCGGUUCAUCUAUCUGCUGAGUGACAAGCAGGUGAUCCGGGUUCCAGUGGAGAGCUGUGGGCAGUACCCUUCCUGUGGUGCUUGUUUGGGUUCUGGAGACCCACACUGUGGAUGGUGUGUCCUUCAUAACAAGUGCUCCCGGCAGGGGGAGUGUGAGAAAUGGAGCGAACCUCGCAGGUUCACUUCAGAGCUGAGUCACUGCGUGGAGCUCAGCGUGACUCCCAACAACAUCUCCGUCACCACCUCAGAUGUGCAGUUGACGCUGCGGGUACGGAAUGUUCCGGACCUGAAGGCGGGGGUGACGUGCUCCUUUGAUGACCUCACAGAGAGCGAGGGGGCGCUCCUGCCUCGAGGACAGGUGCUGUGUGUGUCCCCGUCCCUCCGGGAGGUCCCCACUCUGACCCACGGGCAUGGAGACAAGCGUGUCGUGAAGCUGUACCUGAAAUCUAAAGAGACUGGGAGGAAGUUUGUCAGCACGGAUUUCGUUUUCUACAACUGCAGUGUGCUGCAAUCGUGCCUGUCUUGUGUUAGCAGCUUGUAUCGCUGCCACUGGUGCAAAUACAGACACGUGUGCACCAACAAUGUGGCUGAGUGCUCCUUCCAAGAGGGGAGAGUCGGCAACACAGAGGGGUGUCCUCAGAUCAUUCCCACCAAUGACAUCUUGGUUCCAGUCGGCGUGGUUCGACCAAUCACGCUGCGGGCUCGGAACCUUCCUCAGCCCCAGUCCGGACAGAAGAACUACGAGUGUGUCUUCAGCAUCCAGGGCCGAUCCCAGCGAGUGCCGGCCGUGCGCUUCAACAGCUCCUGCAUCCAGUGCCAGAACACCUCGUACUGGUACGAUGGAGACGAUAUCAGAGACCUGCCUGUCGAUUUCUCUGUGGUCUGGGACGGCGAUUUCUUCAUCGACAAACCAGCCUCCAUGAAAGCCUUGCUGUACAAGUGCUCAGCGCAGAGGGAGAGCUGCGGCCUGUGUCUGAAAGCAGACCCCAGCUUCGACUGCGGCUGGUGCCUGGCUGAGAGGAAGUGUCUGCUGAAGCAGCACUGCUCAAGCCCGGAGCUUAACUGGAUGCACCUAGGCCGCCGCAACAUUCGCUGCACCCACCCGCGCAUCACCAAGAUUCGACCCCUGACCGGCCCAAAGGAGGGAGGAACGAGGGUGUCCAUUUUGGGACAGAACCUGGGUCUGCACGUCCGUGAGAUCACUCACGUCAGAGUGGCCGGUGUGCGCUGUAAUCCCGUCCCGCUGGAGUACAUCAGCGCAGAGAAGAUCGUGUGUGACAUGGAGGAGUCGUUGCUUCCCAAUCCACCAGGGGGCCCCGUGGAGCUGUGCAUCGGAGACUGCAGCUCCGAGUAUCGCACCCAGUCUCACCAGAGUUACUCCUUUGUGACUCCUCUCUUUAAUAAAGUUCGUCCAGACAGAGGUCCACUCUCGGGGGGUACCAGGCUCACAGUGGCGGGGAGGCAGCUAGACGCUGGCAGUUUGGUGACUGUCUUCCUGGGGCAGGGAGAGUGUCAUUUUAUCAGACGCAGUGGUCAGUACGUUGUGUGCGUCGCCCCGGCCUCUUCCUCUGGCCCUGGUCCUGCAGCGGUCAGGCUCCUCAUCGACAAGGCCGAAGUGACCAACUCCGAGGUCGUGUACCACUACUCCGAGGACCCCACGGUGUCCAGCGUGGAGCCCGCGUGGAGCAUAUUUAAUGGCAGUACUCCACUCACUGUGACCGGAAGUAAUCUGCUCACCAUCCAGGAGCCCAGAGUGAGAGCCAAGUACGGGGGCUUCGAGACCACCAACGCGUGUCGUGUCGUCAAUGACUCUGUGAUGACCUGCAGUGCUCCGGGGAUUGUGUACACAAAGAAGGCCAUCCCACAGUCCAGCCAGCGUCCAGACGAGUUCGGCUUCAUUCUAGACAACGUCCAGUCACUGCGGACCCUCAACAGCACCCCCUUCACCUACUACCCCAACCCCCACUUCGAACCGCUGGGGAAUUCUGGGAUACUGGAGGUCAAGCCUGGUUCUCCCAUCAUACUCAAGGGUAGAAACCUGAUUCCUCCUGUCUCUGGGAACGCCCGUCUGAACUACACUGUGCUGAUUGGAGAGACCGCCUGUCUGCUCACGGUGUCAGAGUCUCAGCUGCUGUGUGAUUCGCCGGACCUCACCGGCGAGCAGCGAGUCACGAUCUUGGUUGGCGGUUUGGAGUUCUCUCCCGGGACGCUCCACAUCUAUUCGGACAGCGCUCUCUCUCUCCCGGCGAUCAUCGGCAUUGGGGCGGGGGGCGGGGUGCUCCUCGUCGCCAUCAUCGCCGUUCUCAUCGCCUACAAGCGCAAGACCAGAGACGCCGACCGGACCCUCAAGAGGCUGCAGCUUCAGAUGGACAACCUGGAGUCCAGAGUGGCUCUAGAGUGCAAGGAGGCGUUCGCUGAGCUGCAGACUGAUAUUCAGGAACUGACCAACGACAUGGAUGGAGUGAAGAUCCCAUUCCUGGAGUAUAAGACUUACACCAUGAGAGUCAUGUUCCCUGGGGUUGAGGAGCACCCUCUGCUCAAAGAGCUGGACUCCCCAGCGAAUGUGGAGAAAGCCCUCCGGCUCUUCAGCCAGCUGCUCAACAAUAAGAUGUUCCUGCUCACCUUCAUCCACACUCUCGAGGCGCAGCGUUCCUUCUCCAUGCGCGACCGCGGCAACGUGGCCUCCCUCCUCAUGGGGGCGCUGCAGGGGCGCAUGGAGUACGCCACCGUGGUGCUCAAGCAGCUGCUGGCUGACCUGAUCGAGAAGAACCUGGAGAACCGGAACCACCCCAAACUGCUCCUCCGCAGGACAGAGUCGGUGGCCGAGAAGAUGCUGACAAACUGGUUCACUUUCCUGCUGUACAGAUUCCUCAAGGAGUGUGCCGGGGAGCCUCUGUUUAUGCUGUACUGUGCGAUCAAACAGCAGAUGGAGAAGGGACCUAUUGACACCAUCACUGGAGAAGCACGCUACUCGCUGAGCGAGGACAAACUGAUCCGACAGCAGAUCGAUUACAAGCAACUGACUCUGAACUGCGUGCCUCCGGAGGGGGAGCCGGGCUCUGAGGUCCCGGUCAAGGUGCUGAACUGCGACACAGUGACCCAGGUGAAGGACAAGCUGCUGGACGCUGUGUACAAAGGCAUCCCCUUCUCACAGAGACCCCAGGCAGAGGACAUGGACCUGGAGUGGCGGCAGGGCAGACUGACCCGAGUCAUUCUUCAGGACGAAGACGUCACGACAAAGAUUGAGAGCGACUGGAAGAGACUGAACUCGCUGGCGCACUACCAGGUGUCGGAUGGUUCAUUGGUGGCGCUGGUUCAGAAGCAGGUAUCUGCCUAUAACAUUGCCAACUCCUUCACCUUCACCAGAUCUCUUAGUCGAUACGAGAGUCUUCUGCACACCUCCAGCAGUCCGGACAGCCUGCGUUCGCGAGCCCCCAUGAUCACCCCGGACCAGGAGAGUGGUACCAAGCUGUGGCACCUAGUUAAGAACCACGAGCACUCGGACCACCGGGAGGGGGACCGGGGUAGCAAGAUGGUGUCCGAGAUCUACCUCACCCGCCUGCUCGCCACCAAGGGCACGCUGCAGAAGUUUGUGGACGACCUGUUUGAGACGGUGUUCAGCACAGCACACAGAGGAAGCGCCCUCCCACUCGCCAUCAAGUACAUGUUUGAUUUCCUGGACGAGCAGGCAGACCGGAGACAGAUUAGUGACCCCGACGUGCGACACACCUGGAAAAGCAACUGCCUCCCUUUGCGGUUCUGGGUGAACGUCAUUAAGAACCCGCAGUUUGUGUUUGACAUUCACAAGAGCAGCAUCACAGACGCCUGCCUCUCUGUCGUGGCUCAGACCUUCAUGGAUUCCUGCUCCACCUCUGAGCACCGUCUGGGCAAAGACUCCCCUUCAAACAAGCUGCUGUACGCCAAAGACAUCCCCAACUACAAGAACUGGGUGGAGAGAUACUACAGGGAUAUCGCUAAGAUGCCAGCCAUCAGUGACCAGGACAUGGACGCUUACCUGGUCGAGCAAUCCCGUCUCCAUGCCAACGAGUUCAACACUCUGAGCGCGCUCAGUGGGCUCUAUUUCUAUGUCAACAAAUACAAAGAGGAGAUCCUGACCUCGCUGGACCGCGACGUUUACUGUCAGAAACACAAACUGAGGCAAAAGCUGGAGCAAGCCAUUAACCUGAUGUCCGGGAGCAGUUGAGGUUAGGAGUGGUCAGUGAGACUGACCUACAGCAAAGUGCCAUACAACACGACUUGAGAGGAGACUGGAGACCAACACGGAGGGAGAGAUAGAGAGAGAGAGAGAGAGAGAGAGAGAGAGAGAGAGAGAGGAGGGAGGGAUCUGGGCAGUACAGAAGAUCAUGUGGGCCCAACCUGGGUUUCUGACCUUGGUUCUGAAAUCUAUUUUCACAUAGACAGACCUCUUUGGGAAUUAUUCAGACUUUUGGGGAAGUUGGAAGCUGGCACAAUCUCCAAUUCGGAGUGAAACAUUCCCAGAGGAGUCUUGUUGGUGUUUUUUUUUUUUUUUUUUUAGCAUUGAUGGACUUAUUUCCAAGCGCGAAAAUGUAGCCACAUUCAAUGUCGUCUUCAGGCUAUUUGUUUUGGGUGGGGAAAUCUUAAAUAAGGAAAAAAAAAAGGACUCGGUCAGUUGAAAUCAAAUCAUGUGGUUUUUGUGGUGAAUAUAUAUUCGUGGAUGGUCAAUAGGGUUUAUCGUGGUACCAAAUAUUCUCUAUAAAGUUCCAAUAUACAUAGUUGUAUAUAUUGAAUUAAAAAAAAGAUUUAACAUUAAAAUAUAUAUAUAUUGACCAAGAAAAAUAAACCCGGCCUGAUGAAAAUCAAAAUAGUUAGAAUUUCAAUAGGAAAAAAAAAUAGUCACAUUUUUAACUCGCUGACUGAUGCAACAAUGGAAAUGCUUAUUGAAUUAAAGAAAUGAAUAGUAAUCCUUUAAAUACUAUUUCCAAAGAUGACUAAAAAAUGUACCUGGUUUGCAGAAAAUCCAAAAUGAUUGAAGUAAAUAAAAUUUAAUGACGAAUUUGCGUGAGGUUAAUAUUUUCAUAGAAAGGGUCAGUAUUAGCAGUGGAGUCAGCAGGUUAUGCCAUUUAAAACGUAAUAAAUAAAGCUUUUGAAAUUUGUCUGGGUGAAUACAAUACAAAUGGGGGGUCAAGUUCUGGACCCCCCGAAAAGUGUCCUACUAAAGCGCCUUUUUUUUUUACUUGAAUAAGGGGCCACAGGAGACCCCCAGUAUGUGUUUAAUUUGCCGUGCAUCAAAAACCAAUGAGAUCCAUUGAUUCCUAUAUUUAUUUUUUUUUCGGUUCAGAAAUACUUUGAUAUCAGGGGGCAGCUCUAGAGCGGAGAACAGUGUUGUUAGUUACAUCAGGGUUAGAUACGAGAGCAAGUGAAAUACAAGAUACUACAGAUUGAAUUCAGUGCAGGAUUAAACACAUUUUUAUACAAUUCCAUAGCUUGAUAGUGUAAUUUAGCAAUUAUGAAUUAUUUUGGUGCCUUGGAGCAAAUUCAUAGCUGGAAUGUUAAGUCGCUAACCUUUGAAACUGUGGAUUGCAUUUGAGCUCCUUGGACAUAGGGUGUGUGUACACAAAGAGAUAAUAAAGGGGUGCAUAGCGCCCCCUGCGGGUCGCAGCCACACAUAACAAGGGUUCCCGUUUUUUCAGUUCCAAUUUCUUAUUUAGAUUUCGCCUGCAUUCAGACUGCAAGGUAUUUUUUUUUUUUUUGGAACACAAAGCGAAUGGAAUUCAGUUUCCAAACCUAUAUAAUAAAAGGCGUUUUUAAAAGAUUUUGUUUCGGAAUUUCUGGACAAAAAAAAAACACGACGGAAUAUCUGCGUGUCCAUCCGACUCGCUCCUCGUCCUGUAAAUUAUUAAUUAUUUGUUUUUCUUUGUAAAUCCUGUUUUUGUUUCUUUGUAAUUUAUUGUCCACUUUUUGAAAUGUAAUUAUUUGAGUUGUAGAAAUUAUUUCAUGCAGAUGUGUACGUUGCAUUGUGAAUAUUUGCACUUUUUAAUUUGGUCAGUGGUUUGCAAAUGAUGGGAUUUUAAGUUAUGUUAAAAAAAAAAAGCAUGGUGUUUUGUUUUUGCUAAUAAAAGUGAGUGAAUCU